GUUACAGGAUGGAAAGAGCAUUUAACUUUAAACUGUUAGUGCCUCCAAGAACCAGGCUUGGUCAAGUGUCAGCCGUAAAGCCCCAAGAUCCUGGCCUGUUUGAAGAUAACAGUAACUGUACAACAUCAGUUCAGAGUUUUAAUAAGAAUUUUGAAAAGAAAACCUUGUCAAAUACUAAGAUGGUGUUGCCUACAGAAUCCCCACCACCAGAGGUCACGAAAAGGAUUGCUGUAAUGCCAAUCGAAAAAGAAGGGACUCCAUUAAGAUCCAGUCAGUUGUAUUCCAAACUGUUUGAAGAGGCUGAAAAAAUAAAAGCUUGGAAACUGAAAAUGGACUAUGAUAUUUCGCAAAAAGAUAGAAAGCUUCAGGAGAAUAGCAGAACAAUUGAGACACAGCGCAAAGCCAUUAAAGAACUUCAGUUUGAAAAUGAAAGUCUCAGCAUGAAAUUGGAGGAACAAAUAACUGAAAAUGAAGAUAUGACGAAUAAAAGUAAUGCAACAAGAAAUUUGUGCAAUAUUCUAAAGGACACUUUUGAAAGAUCUACAGAGAAAAUAAGCCUAUUUGAGGCAGAAAGAGAAGAAACUCGUGGUCUCUUCUUGCAAAACCACGAACACAUUCAGAGAUUGGUCGCUGCAUUUGAAAAUCUCCGGCUGCAAUCAGAGGCUGACCAGCUAGAAAUGUUAAAAGCUAAGGAGGCCCUUAAACAGUUUGAGGACCUUAAAGUGAGAUUUGAGAAUGAGUAUCAUAUCAAGGAGGAGAAGGUUUCCUUGCUUGAAGGAAAACUAAGAGAAAAUGAAAGUCAGCUUACAGAAGCUUUACUCAAGCUUCAGGAGACACAAAAAAACUUUAGUCAGCUCCAGGAAUCUGCAAACCAGCAACUUGAAUCACUUCACAAUUGCAAAGAAAACCGAGACAAACUGCAGGAAAAACUGGGAAGAGAAGAACAACUCAGACAGGAGAGUGAGAAAAAACAGAAAUUGUUAGUUAACACACUUGAACAAACCAAAGAGAUGUAUCUAAAGGAACUUCUGCAGAAUCAGACCAAACUUAAAGAAAUAAGUAAUAUCAAAGAGCAACUGGCACGCCAAAUUCAGGAGAUACAAGGGACAGCAGAUUCCUUACAGUCUUCUUUAAAAUCUGAAAAAAUUAGGGUUCAAGAACUUGAAUUGGAGCUUCAAGCAGUAUCUCAGGAGCUCUACCGCUCAAACAAUAUAAUAGGUAUAAUACGAGAAGAGAAAGUGGAAUGUGACAACCAAAUACAAGCUCUGGAAAUUGAAAAGAAGGCAAAGGACAAUGAUAUUAAGUCUUUUAAGGAAAAGAUAAAAGCAGGUGAAGGACAGAUUCUGCAGCUGACUUCAGAACAUGAGGAAAAACUAAAAGAAAUAGAAAAAUUGAAGGUCAAUCUUAGAGAGGUUGAGGGGCAGUUAUCAGAAGCAUUAAAGAAAGAGAGCAAGUCAUCUAGUAAUAUUGAAAGAUUGCAGAAGGAUAUCAGUGAGUACAAGGAUAGAUAUGAUGAUCUACUGGAAAGAUUUAAUCAACUUCUUCAAAAGGACAUUGUACAAAAAGAGGACAGUGAUCAAAAGACUAAGGAAAUGAAAGAAGCUCAGAAAAAAAUGAAAAUUGAAGUAGGGAAACUUGAGCUGGAAAAACUACAAUUACAAAAGCAGUUGGAGGUACUACAUGCAAAAAUUGAGGAGCAACACGAAGAGCAGGUGAAAAUGCAGAAGCUGUUAAAGGAAUCUAAUAAAAGCUCACAGACUAUACUGAUAAAGAAGGAGAGACAAAUGAAAGCACUGGAGCUAAAGUUAACAAAUCUAAAAUCAAAACUGGAUGGCGAAGCCAAGACACAGGAUGAAACUCUGAAAGAAGUCGCUAAAUUAAAAGAAGAUUCCCAAACCCUGAAACAUCAUCAUGAGGAAGAGUAUAAGAGAAUCUGUUCUGAGCUGGAAAGAAAAUCAGCAUCUGAGGCUGAGCUUACACUGGAGGUGCAGAAAUGGAAACAAACCUCACUAGAAGCAACAAAGAGUAAGGAAGACAAUGAAAUAAAAUUCCAACAGAAGAUAGCUGACAUGGUUGCUUUAAUGGAGAAACAUAAGCAUGAGUAUGACAUAAUGGUGAAAGAGAAGGAUGCAGAACUGAAUGAAAAAAAAAUGCGAGAAGCUGAAGUUAAUGCUAAUAAAACUUCAUUGGAGUUGGAGCUGUCCUACUUGCAGGUUGAAAAUGUCAAAUUUAAACAACAACUUGAUGAAAUAAGAAGGGAAAAUGAAAGCCUGCAGCAGCAAAUGGAAGAACUUACUAGGAUUCAGACAGCUCAGAAGGACAUUUACAAAAAGAAAGAGGAGAAUCUAGAACAAGAAAUUAAGACCUUAAAGAAACAUAAUAGAUCUCCUAAAAUACACAAGACACAAAAGCUAUCUGGGACAGGUUCCAAAAAUGAGAGAGGUCCUAAAAUGCAAGAUGUUGCUCCCGUCAAGAAAUCAACCCCUACAUUUUUAAAGAAAAUAGUAAUUGAAACUCCACCAACAAACGACAGACGAUUAGUUGACAAAACACCAUCUUGUACUUCGGGAACAAAAACAGAAAUGAUACCUCAAAUAAGGUCUUACAGAAUACGCACACCACCUUCAGCAGAGAAACAAGCACCAUGGAAGAAAAAAACCCUGGAAUUGGAUCCCAAAUCUGACAGUUCAGACCAGAAUGAUGUACUGAGUUUCUCUACUGCCAUUAACAAGCAAGCAAAAUACGAUGAAGCCGAGUACUCAGGAUUAUUCAAGAAGGUACAGAAUUCUGCUGUUUAUAAAUCACCAGGAGCAGCAUUAAAACUGGCAGCUAUGAAGAGGAUGCGGGAUGCAGGUUGGACUACAAUUACCAGUUCAGACAAGAAAAAGAAAAAGGUCACCGAAAAAAUAUUUGCCUAA
Messenger RNA from Clarias gariepinus (North African catfish), 2918 nucleotides. RefSeq names its product synaptonemal complex protein 1 (gene sycp1). Gene Ontology annotation, cellular component: male germ cell nucleus; central element; synaptonemal complex. Gene Ontology annotation, molecular function: double-stranded DNA binding. NCBI's taxonomy places the organism in Eukaryota, Metazoa, Chordata, Actinopteri, Siluriformes, Clariidae. Bases 9 to 2918 code for a protein of 969 amino acids. The record is from RefSeq and is a predicted model, not a curated record. The transcript has 32 exons. Gene Ontology annotation, biological process: lateral element assembly; synaptonemal complex assembly; chiasma assembly.